UCAUGCUUCUGUAUUUGAUGUUCAAUUUUUAGGUUUUUCAUCAUCGUUUGCAUGAUUCUGCAUUAUUCUAAUAGUUUCGUUAUCAAUCGGUUUUUCUUCAUUUUUCCUUCUAGCUUGACAACUCAUUGCUGGAUGCAUGCUUUGUAGAGUGACAGGGUUCUGUUAUUUCGAAUUUGUUAAUUUUAACUAUUUUAUUUUAUUUUUCAUACGUGCGGUGUUAAACGAUGUUAUUGCAACUUUAUUUCAUUUUUUGGUUUAUGACGAAGGAACCAAAAUAAAUAGGCAGUUCAGCACGUUUCAUUUGUUACUAAGGCAUUUCCCAACCUGUUUGGUCACUUCUAGUUAUGUAGUUUUGUCCUUAGCUUCAUUGUCUCCCUUCUUCCUGCACAAUCAUUGGUUUCAUCUCUCUUAACAAAAAUUUGGGGCUCUUCACAUUUAUUGUAUGAUCAACAAUGGCAUCUGAAGAAGUUCUGAAGGUUGUUUUCCCUUUCCUGGAGGGUGUUGAUCUUGCUUCUUGCAUGGCUGUUUGUAAGCUGUGGAAAGACAUAGCUAGAGAUGAUUUCUUUUGGAAAUGUCUGUGUGCCAAGAGAUGGCCUUCAAUCUGCAAGCGACCUAAUCCUUCUACUUUAACCUACUACAACUUGUACAGAACCUUUUAUAAACGUCUGCAUCGAAGAAUUCUUCUCCCUCCAAGAAUCUCAUUUGAUGAUUUGGAUUUUUUCAUUGACAUUUGGGCUGAAAACAUAUUAAUCUUCUCAGAAGUGGUGCCUGGUUCUGUCCUUCAAGCAGGUUUUAGAAUUCCUGCAUCUGGGGUUUGUGAAAUGCUCAAAUAUCACCUGGAAGGUUCGGAAUACAAGAUGACUUUUCCUGUGGAACCCAGGUUUACUAUCCCUUCUGGACAAAAUCAGAAUGUUAGUGUCUCUGUCAUGGUUGGGAAGAAGGAUUCAAAUAAGUUUGCUCGCAUAAUAAAUAAAUCCAUGUUUGAUUAUAUUGAUCGCUCAUCAUAUAGAGCGUUGGCUUUUGAUUACCUAGACAUAGCCCCUGACUACCCUUUUUUGACUGGCAUCCGUGCGUGGAUAUCUUUGCUAUUCAUGGAAGAUAAAAAAGAAGAUCUUAUGGAUGUAUUUGGGAUCCAGAUGGAUUUCUGUGAUGUUGCAAAUUCCAAGGAAGAAGUCUUGUGGCUGUUGGACAUGCUUGACUGGAAGUAAAAGAGAGAUCUCCCAUUGUUACAACAAAAAUAAUUGGACAUUGUGAUCUGAUGUUAACUUGUUAGUUUAUAUGGGGGUGGUGCAUUGCAAAGUUUAUGUUAAUGUCUUGAGUGUUUGGACUGUGUAAAUACUCCGCAAUCCUUUGUUAUCAAUAAAUGUGUUUAUUAAGCUCCUACUCUAA
Molecule: messenger RNA, 1389 nt
Organism: Vigna umbellata (rice bean)
Lineage: Eukaryota; Viridiplantae; Streptophyta; Magnoliopsida; Fabales; Fabaceae
Source: RefSeq, a predicted model, not a curated record